Corvus hawaiiensis (hawaiian crow) is the source of this 2405-nucleotide messenger RNA. RefSeq names its product leucine rich repeat containing 14 (gene LRRC14). NCBI's taxonomy places the organism in Eukaryota, Metazoa, Chordata, Aves, Passeriformes, Corvidae. The transcript has 4 exons. Bases 69 to 1592 code for a protein of 507 amino acids. Gene Ontology annotation, cellular component: cytoplasm. Gene Ontology annotation, molecular function: protein binding. The record is from RefSeq and is a predicted model, not a curated record.
UGGGAAGGCAAAAAGUGCAAAGCACCCCGAUUACCCCGCGCUUGAACCAAUGACAAGUUCGAGAUAUAAUGACAGACAGCGCCCCCUCGGAAUCCAUGGAUUCCCUGCUUUUCCUCUGCGCCCGCCGCAUCGUCGCCCACCGCCCUCUUCCCGCCCUUCCUGCCGAUCUCUAUCCCGUCCUUUUCCAAGCUGCGUUCCUGGAUGGGAGACCCCUGGUCCUGCGGGAUUUGGUGACCGCUUGGCCCUUCCCGGUGCUCAACUUCCAGCGGCUCGUGGGGCGCCGGGAGCUGCUCCGGGAUCAUCCCUGCAAGCUCUGCGUCCAGGCCGUCAUCCUGGCCGUGGUGGCGCAGCUCCGGCGGGAUCUGGAGGAGCCGGGACGCGAUUCCAGACGGUUCCGGCUCCGCCUGCUGGACAUGACCGGACUCCCGGAUGCCGCCUCCGGCCGCGCUCCCGACGGGAUGAGCGUCUGGUCCGGCACCGUGGCCUUGGCCAAGGCCUGCGUGGAGGUGUCCAAGCACCAGCGGGAAUUCCAGAGGCGCGGAUCCAAGCGGCACAAAGGCCGUUCCGGCGCCGCCACGGCCGCGGCCGCUCCGCAGCCCCCGGGCGUGGACGUCCACGCCGACCUGUUCGUCAACGGAACAUCCUACGGGAUCCUCCGGGACGCGCUCCAGACCGGAGCCGCCGGCCCGCUGCGCCUCAAGUGCCGGGAAUUCCAAGCCGAGGAACUCUCGGCAUCCGGAAUCGUGACUUUGUUGGAAUCCUUGGAUCCUUCCUGCGUGCGGAGGGUGGAUCUGCGCUUCAACAAUCUGGGAUUGACCGGGCUCUCGGUGAUCCUGCCGCACCUCUCCUGCUUCCCGGAGCUGCGGAGCCUCAAGCUCCAGUACAGCAACGUCGACGUGCGGCGCCCGACGCCGGAAUCGGCCAUCGGAAUCCGGUGCCUGGCCGGGCAGCUGGGAAUGCUGCCCAGCCUCCGGGAGCUCAACCUGGGAUCCUCCCGGCUCUCCGGGAAUCUGCGCCAGAUCCUCUGCGACCUCCAGGCUCCGUUGGAAAGCUUGGAAUUGGCCUUCUGCUCCCUCCUUCCCGCCGACCUCGCCUUCCUCUCCCAAAGCUUCCACGCUCCGGCCCUCAAAAGGUUGGAUCUGAGCGGCCACGACUUCUCCCAAAGCCUCCUGGAGCCGCUCCGGCUGCUCCUGGAGGAAACCUCGGCCUCGCUGCUGCACCUGGAUCUCAUGGAAUGCCGCAUGGCCGACUCCCACCUGGACGCGCUGCUGCCGACGCUCCGGCGCUGCUCCCGCCUGCGCUUCCUGGGACUCUACGGCAAUUCCCUGUCCACGGCCGCGCUCAAGGAUCUGCUCCAGAAAACCCUGGAGCUGCCGGAUCUGCGCCUGGUCGUGUAUCCCUUCCCUGUGGAUUGCUACAAGCCGGAGGCGCCCUCGGAAUCCGGGUGGAAUUACGAGGAGCCCAUGGAUGGCGAACGUUUGGCGGCGGCGAGCGCCGAGAUUUCCCGGAUGUUGGCGAAUUCCGGGAGAACCGACCUCGUCUGGACUUACAAUCCCUACGGACACGGAGCCAUGGACUACUUCUCCUUGUGACUCGGGAAAGGCUUGGAGGCGGGAAAAGCUCGGAGCCUCCAGCCCGGAAAAGCGCCGCCUCCUUCUUCCCAAACUCUGGGGCGUUCCCCGCCUCAUCCCGGUGCUUUUCCACCUCAUUUUGGUCUUUUUCCACCUCGUUUUGAUCUUUUUCCACCUCAUCCCGAUGUUUUCCGCUUUAUUCCAGUAUUUUUCCACCCCAUCCUUUUGUUUCUCCGCUCCAUCCUGGUGUUUUUCCCCUCAUCCCGGUGUUUUCCCCCUCAUCCCAGUAUUUUUUUCCUUUCAUUUCCAUGCUUUUUCACUUCAUUUCGGGAUUUUUCCAGCUCAUCCCACUCUUUUCUGCCCCAUCCCGAGGUUUUUCUCUCAUUUUCUUGCUUUUCCACCCCAUUUUGAGCUUUUCCCAUCCCAUCCCGAUAUUUUUCCCCUCGUCCUGGUACCUUCCUGCCCCAUCCCGAUGUUUUUCCGCCUCAUUUCGGUGUUUUCCUGCCUCAUCCCAGUAUUUUCCUCCUCAUCCCAAUGUUUUUCCACCUCAGUUUGGUCUUUUUCCGCCUCAUUUUCCACCUCAUCCCGAUGUUUCCCCUCUUUUUUCUGUAGUUUUUUACCCCAUCCCGAUAUUUUCCCCUCAUCCCAGUAUUUUCCUCCUCAUCCCAGUGUCUUCCUACCCAAUCCCAGCGUUUUUUUCCCCCAUCCCACUCUUUUCCCACAACUUUUAUUGCUGCUCCAUCCCUGGUUGUAUCCGGAGGGAUCCGGCGCCACUGGAAAGCCCCGGAAUUGCCCUAAUUCCCACCGGAUAUUAAUGAAUCAUUAAUUAACAAA